CUCUCUCUCUCUCUCUCUCUCUCUCUCUAGUCUCUAGUCUCUACCUCACAGUAUAGUAAGUAACCUUGCAGACUAGAGUCGAUGGCGUCUCAAGAUGAUCACGAUCACGAUCACGAUCACGAUCAUCAUCACCAUCAUACCCAUGAGAACUCUAAUAGGGACGCCACAAAAACAUCGUGGGUGGGCCCAGAUGGGAAGGUGUACCAUAGCCAUGAUGGACUGGCACCACAUUCACAUGAACCCAUAUACUCACCUGGUUACUUCAGCAGAAGAGCACCCCCUCUUGUCACCAGAGAUUUCAAUGAAAGAGCUUUCACUGUUGGAAUUGGUGGCCCUGUUGGUACUGGGAAAACUGCUUUAAUGUUGGCUUUGUGUAAAUUCUUGCGGGAUAAAUACAGUCUUGCGGCGGUGACAAACGAUAUUUUCACGAAAGAGGAUGGUGAGUUCUUGGUGAAGCAUGGAGCACUUCCUGAGGAGAGAAUACGUGCUGUGGAAACAGGAGGCUGCCCACAUGCUGCCAUUCGUGAAGACAUUAGCAUUAAUCUUGGCCCUCUUGAGGAGCUCUCUAACUUGUACAAAGCAGACAUACUCCUCUGUGAAUCCGGGGGAGACAAUUUAGCUGCCAAUUUCAGCAGGGAACUUGCUGACUAUAUCAUAUAUAUAAUCGAUGUGUCUGGUGGUGAUAAAAUCCCUCGAAAGGGAGGCCCAGGCAUUACACAAGCUGACCUCCUUGUCAUAAACAAGACUGACCUUGCGCUUGCUGUGGGAGCUGAUUUGGCAGUCAUGGAACGUGAUGCACUUCGGAUGCGGGAUGGGGGCCCAUUUGUCUUUGCUCAGGUGAAGCAUGGGCUUGGUGUAGAGGAAAUCAUUAACCACAUUUUACAGGGUUGGGAAGUAGCAACGGGGAAGAAGCGCCACUGAUCUUUCUAAAAGUUUGUGUCAGAGGUGUCUUUGUAUCUUAAUUUUUCUAGUAAUAAACAUGGAUUCAUGAAGUUGAAACUUUGAAAGUUGGUCCAGUAGAACUUUUGAUAUUAUAUGUUUUGCCGUUUGACAAAUGAAUUACUGUCUUGUCUGUAUCUUAGUCAACUGGUUGAGCAAAAAUCAAGGAACGAGGAUAUCCUGAUUGGCCACCAAACCACCAAAGGCACUGUAAUAUGAUAAUCCAUGAAGUAUCUUCUUGUGAAGAAUUUGUUUCCCCUUGAUCUUCAAAUCACUUUAUUGUCUA
Messenger RNA from Cornus florida, 1225 nucleotides. RefSeq names its product urease accessory protein G. The transcript has 7 exons. Bases 82 to 921 code for a protein of 279 amino acids. Gene Ontology annotation, molecular function: GTPase activity; nickel cation binding. The record is from RefSeq and is a predicted model, not a curated record. NCBI's taxonomy places the organism in Eukaryota, Viridiplantae, Streptophyta, Magnoliopsida, Cornales, Cornaceae.